This is a messenger RNA of Tetranychus urticae (two-spotted spider mite), 1199 nucleotides long. RefSeq lists its product as uncharacterized. The record is from RefSeq and is a predicted model, not a curated record. NCBI's taxonomy places the organism in Eukaryota, Metazoa, Arthropoda, Arachnida, Trombidiformes, Tetranychidae.
CAAAUGUUAUGAUAAUCAUUUUUAUCAUUUUGUCUCACACUUGUGGGACUAAAAAGUCAUUAAUACCUAGUAAAACAUUUGAUUCAAGCUUUUGAAAUACAAAUGAUAUAAAUAAGUGAACAAGAUUACUCUGAUUUCUAAAUAACAAGCAACCCAAAACUAGAUCACAAUGAAUUAUAUUGUAAUAACAAUUGUUUUAUCCUUAUCCAGUUUGUUUUUAACUGAAGCCAAAAUUAUUUCAAUUCCUUUGGUUAAAGGUGAUGGUAAAUUGACUGGACGCGUACAUACCAUUGAAGAGUACCAAGGAUGGGAUUUAAUCGAAGAUUUUGAUGAACUUCAUCAUUUUGUAAGGAUGCGACAUGGAUCACCCGAAUUGUCCAUCAAUGUUACGCUUGUGAAUCUUGCGAGACAAACUGCUGUAGUUUAUGGCUGGUAUGAAGGUAAUCCACCAAUUCAUCAAGAUGAAAAUGAUGUCCACUUUGGCCAAAAUUAUCAUUACCACGCCGAUCCUGAGGAGCGAGUAACCCCAUCAGAUGUAAUGGAGUCUUGGUAUCGAGCUGAAGAGAAGAAAUACAAUUAUGAUGAUCCAAUUGUAACAAAGGAUAAUCUUGAUUUUGUACGGAUUGUUUCCAAAACAACACGGCAAUAUGGAUGUGGCCAAGCUCGUGAUCGUGGACCUGGUGGUGGUGUUUAUACCGUUUGCAUCUAUACUCCUGAAUAUGUACCUGGAAAUGAGCAAGAAAACAUCAGAAAACCAAGUUACACAUUUGAUGAUUUCACUUCUCAUCAGAAUUUACAGCAAAGGAAAAAUCUUUUUGUCUUUUAAGAAAAUCAUCUCCAAUAAGUAAAAUCACAUUUCUUAAUGAAUACAUUUAUUUCCGCAAUUAUAUUGUAAAAUUGACUUUAAAAAUCAACUGAAUAACUCUCAACUGAAAUAUUUGAAAAAAUCCUGCAAAAACAGUGUACUUCAUGAAAUCUGGAAUGAAAUUUAACCUUUCUAAUCUUAUUGUGACAAAUGUGUUAAAUGAAAAAAACCCAAUUAGCGACUCUAUUUAAAUAUAAAUUUCCUUACAAAUUAACUAUUCUAUUUAAUCAAGCUAAUCCUGUUUAUUGACGAUUAUUUUUAUUGUUAACGAAAAAAAUUCGUAAUUUUAUUUUUCAAAGUGUCCAUCAAAUAAAGCUUUACAUUUAAAUGCGGA